This is a messenger RNA of Aphanomyces invadans, 2160 nucleotides long. RefSeq lists its product as hypothetical. The transcript is spliced from 9 exons. Gene Ontology annotation, biological process: cilium movement; outer dynein arm assembly. The record is from RefSeq and is a predicted model, not a curated record. The coding region runs from base 1 to 2160 and encodes 719 amino acids. Gene Ontology annotation, cellular component: cilium. Lineage: Eukaryota; Oomycota; Saprolegniomycetes; Saprolegniales; Verrucalvaceae.
AUGGCGGCGACGUCCGUGGGCUUUACGAACCUAGCGGAUGUGGGAAGCAGUCCGGGAAACGCGAAGGAGGCGUCGCAACCUGGGCGGUCGUCCACACCAUCCAAGAGCACGAAUGACCGACACAAGAAGAAAGGCCACUCAACUCGGCGGUACAGCGUAUUCCCGUCCUCGUCUCUAAGUCGUUGCAGGCUGCUGCCGUUGGAUCUCUCGGCGUUUGACAUUACACAAAAGUCCAAGCGCAUCUUUCAAAAAAAGGACUUGGCGGAAGCCGUGCGCCGCGUGAACAUGCCGAUCGUGCUACCGCAGCGGGAACCAGGCCCCUCGACGUUGGAAGUACCCGAGUCCGACCCGAACGCAACCAACAAAGACGUGUCCAUCUUGGAAGACGGCGUCAACUUUAAUGCACGCAAGUACAACGAACGCAGGCGAAUCGCCGAAACAAAGGAGAAGGAGCUCCAGCAUUUGCUCGACGAGUACAAAACGAUGCAACUCGAGACGGACACCCUCGACAAGAUCCACAAUCAAGAGUCGUCCGGGGCCAAGGAGAUUCAGCGCCUCAAUGCGGAAAUCGAAGAGUGCAUGCUGUCUAUGGAAGAGAAGAUUCACACGCGAAGGCAGCUGGAGCACAUGAUUCGGCGCCUCCAGUCGAAUCAAGUCAAGUUCGACUCGCACAUUGCUGCCAUGUCGGUGGCAGUCGAAGCUAGUGUUCGGGAAGCAGAAGACGUGCGUGUUUUGUGCCGGCAACUCGAGGCUGGCAAGAGCCGUACGAUUCAGAUGCUGCAAGACUUGCAGCAACAAGUUGCCCUCGACCGCAAGACACGAGGCCGCGAGCUGUCUGAAAAUACGAUCAAAGCCAAAAACGCAGAGCGCAUGGAGCAGUGGCGGCUUAAGCGCAUCAAGCAGCGGUCCGAGCUCGCCGCCGAGCUGCGCGGCGACUUGUCCUUCGACGAAGAGCGGAAACUCCUACGAGAAAUAGACAGCAAACGCAAGGCAGGGAGCGACCUGAGUGCAGCGAAUAUGGAGAUUUCCCAGCGGGCAGCAGAUCACGACCAGGUGUUUGUGCAGCUGAAGCAGGUCACUGGCGCGAGCAGCCUCCAAGACGUUGUCGACAAAUUUGCUGCUCAAAACAGCAGCAAUUCAUCGCUGGAAAAAGAAAAGGCCCGGGCGGAGGCGCGGUUGGCGGCUGCCAAGGCAUCCAAAGAGAGCUCGCUCAAGUCGUUGAACGAUCUAAAAGCGUCUGGUAUUGGUGGCAUUGAGUUGAACCGAGAUGUGUACACGGCGCUAGAAAACGAAAUCUUAGUGGCCAAAGGCCAUCUCAAAGGCAACAAAGCUGCGUACGACUGCCUCGACGGCGUCUUGGCGGCCGUCCGGCAGGGCGCGAGCAGCCUUGUCCAGCGCCUUUUUCCAUUCGACGUACGUUGCGUCAUCGCGUAUGAGAGGGAACCAGCACCAUCUUACACCGUAUGUCGCCGACAUGUGCAGGAAGUGCUAGAGAUCAACGACGAUGCGCUGGCGGCCUUGACGGGCAAGGAUUCGGCCAACGACCUGUUGGCAGUGGCAGAGAUCAAGUUUUCCAAAGUGCUCGAGCUCGUGGGCCAGCAAAAUGGAUCAGUCGGUGGAUUCAAUGGCUAUGGCGGCGAUGCGGACGACGGAUUUGAUGAACACGCCCGAGGGGACUUGAACGACGACGUCAAGCACGCCGUGUGGACCCCCACAGGCAACAGUGACCCAGUCGUCCAUCGGAACAACAUCCGUGUCCAGCCGAGGGUGGUCGCCAUGCCGCCGUCCAAAACUCCAGACAGCGCACGGUCCGAUACGUCGUCGUCUGCUGGACUCGUCGAAGACGACAGAGAAGCCAUGGAUGGGGUCAUGGACGUGUUGGUGCCAUCGCGGGACAUCCUCAAGAUGAGCAGCAAUCGCCACUUUGCCGAGAUCAUGCGAAAAAAAGAGCUGGCGGAGAAGCGCAAAAAUGCCGCCGAGCGCGGGAUCUCAGACGAGGAACUCACGACGAAACUCAAAAAGAAAAAUCAGAACGAAGCAGACAAGCGAUUGUCGGCCAACCCGACGUCGAGGGUGGGCCUACCGCCCGGCGUGUGCCUGAAAGACGACGCCAUCACAAAGUCGACUGCGUUUGUGACGCAGAUGCCCACCUUGCUAUAA